Messenger RNA from Emiliania huxleyi CCMP1516, 1379 nucleotides. RefSeq lists its product as hypothetical. Gene Ontology annotation, cellular component: membrane. The record is from RefSeq and is a predicted model, not a curated record. Bases 75 to 1379 code for a protein of 434 amino acids. Gene Ontology annotation, biological process: magnesium ion transport. Gene Ontology annotation, molecular function: magnesium ion transmembrane transporter activity. The transcript has 10 exons. Lineage: Eukaryota; Haptophyta; Isochrysidales; Noelaerhabdaceae.
CAAGCGACUCGCUUUGCUCAACAGCGUCGCAUAGUGUUUGGAGUUGCAAGUCGAAAGGCCGCGACCGUCAUCUGAUGCCACUAUCUCCAUCACUGGCACCAUCGGCGCCACCGCCGGUUGGUCGAUGCGAUCCGCGACUGGAUGACAGUCAGGCGGACGACUGGAUUCAACUCCCCGCAGCAACGCGGCAGAGUCUUGGCGUGGGUCUCGCUGCUCUAUCGGCUCUGAUCUCCACGUUUGCGCUGCUCAUCAUGAAGCACUCGGCUGAUGUCGAGAAGGGCCUCCCGCUGCGGCCCAGCUGCAAGCACCCGUGGCGCAAGCGCUGGUGGAUAGGAUUCAUAAUGAACACUGGCAGCGAGCUGGGCAUUUCGACAUUCGCACUCAUGUUUGUGCCGAUGACGGUCAUCGCGCCGGUCAACGGCUCCGCCGUUAUAUUCUCCGCCCUUGUCGCGCGCCUCGGAUGGGUCUCGGAUCGCAUCUACCGCAUCACCCAGGUGCGGGAGUACCUCUCCUAUCUCGAGUGGCUGGCGCUGCUCAUCGCUGUCACCGGCAUUGUCCUCUGCGCGGUGUUUGGGCCGUCGCCCGAGAACACGCUGCCGCUGCCAGAGGUGCAGGAGCAGUUCUCGGGCGCCCCCUUCCUCGCGCUCGCCAUUCCCGCCGGCGUGUACGUCGUGCUGUGCGUGGCCAUCCUCGUGAUCACGACCGCCGUCGAGGAUCCUCCGAAGGCCGCCGAGCUCUGGGUCACCUGGCUCGCGCUCGGCGUGCUGGUCGCUUCCGCUCCAACGCAGCUGUGGCUGCUCAACUGGGCGCUCGGCUCGGGGAAGGCUUCGUUCACGGUCCCGCUCUACACGGUGAUGAUCAUCUCGACCAACAUCGUGCUCGGCGGCCUGCUCUUCGACGAGUUCGCCUGCCUGUCGCGCGCGUACCUCUUCGUCUGCGCGUUUGUCAUGGUGGUGGUUGGCGUGUGCCUGCUCUCGCCGGCCAGUGGAGGGAAGCAGCCGGGCAACAGCGUCACCCUCUUCGUCUCCAUCGCCGGCGCCUCGACGGCGCACGCCUCUGUCGACAUCUUCCGGCCGAGGGAGGUGCGGCGCUCGCGGCGAAACGAGCGACUGUCCAUGUCCACCAACCCGCUCUCCUCGCAGAACCGGGCGCACACCGCGUUUGGGUCGCGGCGCAACGCGCUCGAGCAGAUCAUCGCUCAGCGGCAGCCGUCCCCCGCCGGAAGCCCGACCCCUACGAGCUGCUCCUCUCCGGUGGCCCCACAGCUCUGCCCGGGCUCCCACGGCUCUGUUCGGGCAGAGGAGCUACCGGCGCCGAUAAAAUUAGAAUUCGCGUACAACACGAAAAACAAAAAGGCUGCCUCCGUCGUCCUAAUCUAA